This is a messenger RNA of Haplochromis burtoni (Burton's mouthbrooder), 5474 nucleotides long. It is a transcript of the gene fam171a1, whose product is annotated as family with sequence similarity 171 member A1. Bases 336 to 3035 code for a protein of 899 amino acids. The record is from RefSeq and is a predicted model, not a curated record. Gene Ontology annotation, biological process: regulation of cell shape; stress fiber assembly. Lineage: Eukaryota; Metazoa; Chordata; Actinopteri; Cichliformes; Cichlidae. The transcript has 9 exons. Gene Ontology annotation, cellular component: plasma membrane.
GGAGGUCCGUGGACGGUGGUGGUGCUGCGUGUGGGAGAAGCCGCCUGUUGGUGCCGUUCUGGGGCAUGUGGCUCAGAGGAAUGGGGCCGUCUUCCACCCUGACCCAUCGAUGAGAAAAAAAGAAAAAAGGCGACCGAGAGGGGGAUGCACAGCGGGGCAGGAGAAAGGCAGCUUUACAGGCGGAAAAUCGUGGCUGCUGAAGCUGCUGAACAUGGAGAGUCGCCUGGUUUGUGGGAUAAGCGGUGCCGUAGGGGAACAGUGAGUUUUUAGCAGACACGGGUUUGAUUUCCACUUUGUUCCUCGAGCCGUUUGCGUUGUUAAACACAUCUGCAACGAUGCGGGCUGUGGACCGGAGCAGGACCUCCGCGAUUUUACUCUGCCUUUUCGGAUACCUUUUCUCCAAAGCUGCGACCAAAACAUUACAGGAGGACACGGCUACACAAGAUGUGACUCUUAAGGUUCACCUGAGCGAUGCCAGCACUCACCAGCCCCUGGUUGGAGCCACCGUACAGCUUUUUGCCAAUCGUACUUCUUUAACAACUGAAACCUCAUCAGCCGACGGCAACAUUUACCUGCGUUUUCCCUAUCGCCUUGGGACGCCGCUUGUUGUCACCGCAACUAAACAGGGAUAUGUGCCUAACUCUGUGCCCUGGACUCCCUCCAGAUUACCUGUAUUUUCAUCCAUCAGCCUGGACCUGCUGCCAGAAAGAGCUGCAACUCUGAUGGUGUACGAAGAUGUUGUUGAGAUUGUUCCAGGAUUACAAGGUUUAAGAGUCCAGCCCAGGGUUAGUUUCCUGCACAGAGCUCUCAGUCUUCCUCCCAACACAUCGUACGCCAACCUGACCGCGCUGCUCACCGUGGCAAGCUCCCCCUCACACAUCCAGCACUUUCCCCACCUGGAGAUGCUCAGUGGCAACGGCACAGGUGAAGGCACGGAGAAGACGUUCGAGUUGACUCCUGUCGCAGCCAUCUCUGUUCACCUGUUGGCCGGCGAUGGAGUGGAGCUGCAGGUGACUGGGCCAAUCACCUUCUCUGUGCCCCUCCCGCCUGACAGUGGCCUGAAGGAAAAUGAUCACCUCCCUACUUGGAGAUUUGACCCGCGCUUAGGUAUCUGGAUAAAGAGCAGCUGGGCUCAGGUGCAGAGGGAGGGAAACCAGCUCAGUCUAACCUACAUUGUUCCUCAGCUGGGGUACUGGGUGGCCGCCAUGUCGUCUCUACACACCGGUCCAAUGGUUGCAAAGGACAUCAGCACGUACCACACUGUGUUUCUGUUGGCCAUACUGGGAGGCAUGGCUCUCAUCCUGCUCUGUCUGCUCUGCCUCCUGCUGUACUACUGCAGACGUCGAUGUUUAAAGCCACGAGGGUCUCACCGCAAGCUAACGCUGUCCUCUGGACUGGACAGCAGUAAGAGGGACCAAGCCACGUCCAUGUCUCACCUUAACCUCAUCAGCAAUGAGGUGCAGCUGGAGCUUGUUUCCACGGGGACUGAGCCUGACAUGACCACUCCGAUGCUCAAGCCUUCCUCAUAUGAGCACCGAGACAAUCAACGUCAACACAGCCUUAUCCAUCAAAACAAACACAGCCGCUCCUCUCUCGGCAACAACAGCCACCACGGAUCAUCUCUGGGCAAUCUGACGCCUCGCAGCCGAGACUACCGACAGUCUGUAGAGACGUUUCAACUGAGGGCUGCUCUAUCAUCGGGGACAGAGAGGGGCUACCGUCAAUCAUACACCUCCUUCUGUUCAUCUAGCAACCAGAUUUCAGAUGCGUUGUCAUCCACUAAUCAUGGUCAAGUGUCAGCUACACAGCUUAGCAGUGUUGGGAUUAUUGAUUGCAUCUCCCCUUUAUCUCCUCCGCACUCCCCCAGCAGAGGGGAGGGAGGUGAGUGCAGGGCUGCUGACCACCUGCUGUCCCGGUCUGUGGACCACCUGGAGCGGCCCAGUCCCCAGUUGCUCUCCCGGCCAGGCCAGCUGCUCUGCUGCGGCUCUGUAGAUCUGCUGAGUGGAGGGGAAGGCUACUCAAGAGUGCGACCCACACUUGUAAUCCCAGCACACUACAUGCGGCUGCCUGGGGAGCACCCUCUGUCUGGUCAAGCGCUCCUGCUGCAGACUGACCAGCAGAGUGACUUAGAGACCAUCCAGGCUGAGCUCAAUGCCUCACAUUCCCAGCAGCCCCUGGGGCAAACCCCCACUGACUGCGACCCAGGUCCAAAAAAGCAGAGUAAAGGCGAGGGUAUCUCAGGCCUGUCAGAGUCUCUGUCUAUUCCAGGAGCUCUCGGGGAGUCGGGUCUUGUGGAAAUAAACAGCGAGGACACCUUGCUGGCUGAAAAGACUUUAAUGGAGCUGAGAGGAGGGAAGCCUCUGCCUCACCCACGAGCCUGGUUUGUCUCCCUGGAUGGACGCUCCAAUGCUCACAUUCGCCACUCCUACAUCGAUCUCCAGCGGGCAGGGUGCCACAACAACAACAACAGCACACCAAGUGCAGGAGGUCAGCAAGGUAGCAGCCGUCAAGGGAGGCAUGGCAGUUGUAACGAUGCCAGUCUGGACUCGGGUGUGGACCUGAACGAGCCAAGAGUGGGGCGCAGGGGGAGAGAUGCUGAGCAGGAGGAAAGGGGGAUUGAGAAAGACAGAUCAAAGGGGGCGACGCCAGCCUCGGCCUACACUCAGCUGGUGUUUGUGGAUGAUCUGAACGUGGGAGGCUGUGAGGAGGAGAAGUGCACCCACAAGGGCAGCAAAUCUGGACCUGUCUUGUCAGACAAAGGAGAGAGUAACAGAGUGGAUCAGGGGCAGGGGGAUGCAAUGGGUAAAACAGCUGAGGGAGUACAAAUACAGGAGGAGCCACCCUCACUUUCCUCUGCAUCCCCUACUUCUCCUCCGCCCCUGCCAACUCCAGAGGGAGUGACUUUCAGGACUGAUCACGCGCUGCUGUCAGUGUCUCCGGAUGAGGACGCAGCACACGAUGAUGCAGAAGAGGAGAAGAAAAGCCCCUGGCAAAGGAGGGAGGAGCGACCCCUGCUGGCCUUCAACCUCAAAUGAUUCACAGAUGACAAAGGAAAGAUUCACAUUUUUCAAGUCUGUUUGAAGUAGAAUGCCAGUUUAAGGCUUUUUUUAGUUGCCAUGCUGUUUUUAAAAAAAAAAAAAAAAUCAGCGUUAAUUAAACAAUCUCUUUCCCCUUCUGGGAAAAAUUAAUCAAAGUUAACAAGAUGUUGAGCAAAGUUAAGUAAGGUUUAAUCAUAAAAUCUCAGUGAAAACUGAUCUUCAAGUUGAAAUGAGAAGCACGCUAAAUAUUUAACAUUUCAGACAUGGGAGAGAGUCUCAGUAUGCGUGCCAUAAAGCAACGAUAAAAAGCUGUACCCCACCCCUCCAACUCAUGCUCAAAGAAUGAGGUGUCCUGAUCCAAGCAGAAGUGGUGUUGUUGAGGUUAAAGUGUCAUCGUGUUCUUAUUAUUGCUGUUUUGAGCAUUUUCUAGUGAGCUAGGCAACUCAUAAAGUCACAUUAGAGGCAUGCUCAGUGGUAAUCCUGUCCACUAAUGUGGCUGAAUGCAUCCAUUCUGGGGAGUGCAACUGUGAUUUAUUUCCUCCACUUUUCAAUACACUUCACUUUCAGAGGCAGCAUCUUUUCAGGCACUAUGUGGAGAAGGAAAGGUACUAGGAGGAGGAAAAAUGAUCAGGAAACACAAGUGCAUGUCGGUUCUGCUUUGAAACAGACUUGGAAGAGUGUAAAUCUGCCCGUUAACCACAACUCCUCCUCUGCUCAGACCACAACAUGAAGGAUAUAUGUGUUUAAAUUGAAGCCGUUUGUUCUUAAUAUAGCACUGAAUCAAUACUUUAGCACUGGGAGCCCAUCUGGUUGAGAAAUGAACACUUCUGCUAGACUCUUAAUGACCACUGUUGUACUUCACUUUUCAUGAAACACUACAUAAACAGACCACUCGUCAGGCGUGGCGAACACAUUGCCUGAGGGGAGACAUAAAGACGCUGGAGGCACGAAAUUAGGAUAUUUUAUGCACAACAAAUAUAUGCCUUUUUAAUAAAUAGCCUUGCAAGCAUAAAUGAACUGUAGUAGAAGCAGUCGAUGGGUGGUUCAUGGAAAAUCCGAGACUACAAAAAACUUUCUUUCUUGAGCCAUAUUGUCCUCAGUCCAUUAGCUUAAUCUAGUAACAUGCAGCAACACUCGUUUGAAGGUCAUAACCCCGGUUUGUUCACACUGACUGAUGUCUGAGAUUAUGAAACAUCUGUGCAAAACGGGGCAGCCGUGUUUGAGGGAUUUACUUUGAACGGUUGGUGGUAUGUUGCUAGAGUUUAAUCUAGCCCAUCAGAAGGCUUUGUGGGAGAUAAGGUUUCUGGACUGAGGAGGUUUAACCACUAUCUGCUCUGUAGCAUAAUCAGAUAAUGUGACACACCGCUAUGCUGGUGGGUAAGGAUGUAAUACCACUUCAAAGCCACCCAAAUUAGUUGUGAGGGAUAUUGGUAUGAAGGGUUUUGUAACUGUUGAACCACUGACUGGUGUAUUUUUUAUGUUUUGCUUUGAAGGCUAUGCAUAACUUUUAUAUGGCUGCUUGAUGCCUUUUUUUUGUAAUUUUAAUCAUUAUAAUUUUAAUUGCCAAACAUGAAGUAUUUUAUCUGAGAAUAGGCUUUUUUUUUUUCUUUUAAAUAUGUUAAGGGCUUUUCCUCCGUACCCACCUUAACGUUUAAGCUAUAAAAGCAAACGCUCGAUAACCUUUUACCUGAAAUGCAAACUGUAUUUGCUUGCUGUGUUUCACCUCCAUUUGAACCACUCACCCACGAUCCAAGUGCCUUUGAAUAGCCUGACUCUACAGCAACUGAUUACCUUAUUUAUUUCUCACCUCCUUUUGCCUUCGUCCGCCCUCCCCCUCCUUCCUACCUCAGCCCUUACUUUCUCUCCUGCUUGUGAAAGAAAGCAUGCAGUAAACUUUCCUCAGCACUAGCGUAUAACAAGCUACACUGCAGACAUCUCAGAAAAUGUCUACCAGCUGCUGCAAUCGUAAAAUCCUCUACAGUAAUCAGCAAGAGUUCAGUCUCCCUCAGAGUAAGCAGUUAAAGAUGUUUUGUUUUUAUGUGUGUGCGUGCGUGCGUGUGUGUGGCACUGGAUAUGUGAAACUACACUGCAGGUCGUUUCAGUGCAUUUUCUUAUUUUUGUGUUUUGUGGGUGAACGUUUGUCUGAAAUGUGUUUUGCAGUGGCGGCUGAGGUGAUGCUGACUGAUCAACAUGCAUCCAGUCAAGGUUCACAUAGACAAAGCAGCCAUAUUACAGAGUGUGUAUAGUCUUUCCUUACCUCUGCCUUAUCAAAAUAAUGUGUGUCUUUGUGUUAUGAAUGGCCUUUUCUCUUUUAGUUUCCCACACAGCAAUCUCCCCUUUUAGGGUGGAUGAGCAAUACAGUAUCUUUGAGUGUGUAAAUCAGAUGCUUGCAUUAUAUUUGAAGCCUGUUAUUCUGAAUAAACAGCCAAACUGGAA